AUGAACCCAGGACCUGCCCCUCGUCCUCCCACCGACCGUCCCCGUCUCGCUCUCACCCCCAACGUCAACAAUGUUGCCGGCAACAUGAGCCAGAUGAGCCUGCAAUCGCCUGCUUUCAGCAGCUCCACAUCUUCCCUACAACGCUCCAUGACCGACUUUGGCUCCUCUCGCAAUGAAUCUUCCGCAGUCAAGUCUGGCUGGGCAAAGGUCAAGGAGGAAGGUGGCUUCAUGAAGGGCGUCUUCUGGUCAGAGAAGUUCCUCGUGCUCAGAGAGAAGGCCCUCGACUUCCAAAAGAGCGACACUACACCGAAGAUCUCCUUCUCCAUCCCCCUCAAGGACGUGCUCAACAUCACCAGAUCCGAGACGAUCCCUUACUCGUUCGAAUUGACCAGAGGCACCCCCGGCAACGAGAAGAUGGUCAUCUGCAAGUUCGAGACAGACAACGAUGUCUACGGCUGGAUCGAUGUCAUCUACAACAAGAGUCCUACCAUGGGCGGUGUCAGCCACCCCACCUCGUUCGCUCACCGCAUCCACGUCGGCUUCGAUCCCGUUACUGGCGGCUUCGUCGGCCUCCCCGUCGAAUGGCAGAAGCUGCUUAACAGUUCAGCUCUCACACAGGACGACAUGGCUAAGAACCCCCAGGCUGUUGUUGAGGCUCUCGAAUUCUACACAAGCAAGCUCCAGAAGAGAGCAGAGGACCCCAAGCAAUACCCCAGCCUGACCCCUACUCCCCCGGUCGACGCCUACGGCAACAAGCAGCUGGGCCACGGCAAUGGAAUCGCCCCACCGCGUCCUCAACCCCCAGCUGCCUACACCAGAAAAGAGAGCUACAGCUCCACCCGCAAUGUCUCGCCCGCCAGUUCGCAGCCGUCACUUUCGCGCACUAACACGGCGCCGCAGUACGACCCCCGCGUCGAAGACGAACGUCGACGCAAGGAUGAUGAGAGACGCAGAAUGCUCGAGAAGCAGCGUGCGUACGAAGACGCUCAGAGAAGAGAGGCACAAGAGCUGGCAGACUAUAACGCUAGUCUACCCAAGCACAAGUUGCCCUUGGCUCAGCAAGAAGUUGGAGGUGGUGGCUAUGCCAGCGACCGCGACGCAAGCCCUGCUUCCAGAUACAACCCGUCCAGACCCGCUCCGCCUGCACCUUCUUCGUCUGGCCAAAAGGUCAACCCUGUCCGCCAAUUGACUGCUCAGCGCCAGGCCCCACAGGCUCCAGCUGCCAAUGGCUCCUCUUCCAUCCCGAGACCCAGCCCCUCAUCCCAGAGACAGCAAUCACCUAACAGUCAAAGAAAGCCCAGCGGCCCGUCGGGUGCCCAGGGCAUGCACAUGCCUUCUGGCUCGUCGCAACAGAGAGAACAUUCUCCUUCCGCUCCCAAGCCACUCAAUGUCGCAUCCAAGCAGCCUAUGGGCGCACCUAUGGAUCCCAUCAAGAAGGCUGAGAUGGCUCUCACCGCGGCAUCCCCCAAGAAGGAAGAGCCCAGAAAGGAUGUACGCAUGUCGAGCAUGACCGAUGCCCAGGUCAUGGAGAAGCUGCGUGAGGUUGUCUCCAAGGAGCGUCCUCUGGACUCAUACAACAAGCAGAAGAAGAUUGGUCAAGGUGCUUCUGGUUCGGUCUACGUCGCUCGUAUCCGCGAGUCUGCCACUUCGCCCACCGCUCGUCAACAGUUGCGUGAGAACGGCCCCAGAGCUCAGGUGGCCAUCAAGCAGAUGGAUCUUCGCAACCAGCCUCGCAAGGAGUUGAUUGUUAACGAAAUUAUUGUCAUGAAGGACAGCAAGCACCCCAACAUCGUCAACUUCCUCGACGCAUUCUUGCAGGAAGAGAGCAACGAGCUCUGGGUCGUCAUGGAGUUCAUGGAGGGUGGUGCCCUUACCGAUGUCAUCGACAAUAACCCCAGCAUUUCCGAGCCGCAAAUUGCUACCAUCUGCUACGAAACUUGUAAGGGUCUCAUCCACCUUCACCAGCAGAACAUCAUCCACCGUGAUAUCAAAUCAGACAAUGUCUUGCUUAGUUCGCGAGGCAAUGUCAAGAUCACCGACUUUGGUUUCUGUGCCAAGUUGACCGAACAGCGCAGCAAGCGCGCCACUAUGGUCGGAACUCCCUACUGGAUGGCCCCCGAAGUUGUCAAGCAAAAGGAAUACGGCAGCAAAGUCGACAUCUGGUCCCUGGGUAUCAUGGCCAUUGAGAUGAUCGAGUCCGAGCCCCCAUACCUUAAUGAGGAGCCUUUGAAGGCAUUGUACUUGAUCGCCACCAACGGCACACCACGUCUUAAGAAGCCCGAAGCCCUUAGCAAGGAGCUGAAGAGCUUCCUGAGCGUGUGCUUGUGUGUCGAUGUCAAGUCUCGUGCAACCGCCGAGGAGCUUGGUAGACAUGACUUCCUCAAGACUGGAUGCAACCCCAACAUGCUCGCCGAGCUGCUAAGAUUCAGAAAGCAGUCCGGCCAUUGA
Aureobasidium subglaciale EXF-2481 is the source of this 2448-nucleotide messenger RNA. RefSeq lists its product as uncharacterized. Gene Ontology annotation, molecular function: ATP binding; protein serine/threonine kinase activity. Lineage: Eukaryota; Fungi; Ascomycota; Dothideomycetes; Dothideales; Saccotheciaceae. Gene Ontology annotation, biological process: intracellular signal transduction; regulation of MAPK cascade; protein phosphorylation. The record is from RefSeq and is a predicted model, not a curated record. The transcript is spliced from 2 exons. Bases 1 to 2448 code for a protein of 815 amino acids. Gene Ontology annotation, cellular component: cytoplasm.